Pichia membranifaciens NRRL Y-2026 is the source of this 1950-nucleotide messenger RNA. RefSeq lists its product as hypothetical. NCBI's taxonomy places the organism in Eukaryota, Fungi, Ascomycota, Pichiomycetes, Pichiales, Pichiaceae. Gene Ontology annotation, biological process: glucan catabolic process. The coding region runs from base 45 to 1688 and encodes 547 amino acids. The record is from RefSeq and is a predicted model, not a curated record. Gene Ontology annotation, cellular component: extracellular region; cell surface. The transcript has a single exon. Gene Ontology annotation, molecular function: glucan exo-1,3-beta-glucosidase activity.
AAAGAGAGUUCCAACUAUCAAACGAGCUAGUAUAUUCGCCUCAAAUGCUAGCUUUUUAUAAAAAAAAGAAGAACACAGAAGUUUUCCAUUUUUCAAACUUUUCACAAGAAACAGGAGAUUAUGAUAAUGAGAACAGCCUUAAAUACGUUGAAGUUGAUGACGGGUACAAUAAUAAAUCUGUACUUGAGAGCAAGGUACCUGUCGAGUCAUCAGACGAUGAGCUGAGCGAGACUUCAGAGGGAGAGGAUGAUAAGGAAGAAGAAAAAGAAGAAGAAGACGAUGAAGAAGUAGAAGAGUCAAAGGAAGUGGAUAAGGCUAAUGAUGAAGAUGAGGAAGAAGAUGAGAAAGAUGAGAAAGAUGAGAAAGAUGAGGAUGAGGCAGAAGAAGAUGGUGACAGUGAUGACGACGAUGAUAAUAAUGAAGAGGAGAGUGGAGAUCUAGGUAAAAAUAAAAAAGAUUCGGAUAAUACUGCCGAUGAUAACGACGAGAAUAAUAGAAUUGAAGUUGGAAAAUCAAAAAGCUUCAAUUACAAAACACAGAAGGUAAAUGGUGUGAAUUUAGGUGGGUGGUUGGUUACAGAGCCAUUCAUAAGUCCUUCACUAUACGAACAAGCAUCAUCAGAUGGUACAGAAGCAAAAACGCCUGUUGAUGAAUAUACAUUUUGCCAACAAUUAGGUCCACGCGUGGCCCGUGAACGCCUUAAGAAACAUUGGGAUACUUGGAUCACCGAGGCAGAUAUAGUCAAGAUCAAAUCGUACGGUUUCAACGCAGUUCGCUUGCCAAUAGGAUACUGGGCAUUUGCAAGACUACCCGAUGAUCCAUACGUGUUUGGUCAAGAAUUUUAUUUGGAUAAAACUAUCCAGUGGUGUAGAACACAUGGAUUAAAAUUGUGGAUUGAUCUACAUGGAAUUCCUGGAUCACAAAAUGGAUUCGAUAACUCCGGUAGACGAGAUGUUUACAUGUGGGCAAAUCCUCAAAACUAUAAUUUGGGAAUUCAAGUAUUGCAAUAUAUCUACGACAAAUAUGGUGGUGAAAAGUAUGCAGAUGUUGUAAUUGGAUAUCAAAACUUGAAUGAACCUUUGCACACCCGCUAUGAAGUCCCAAUGAUUGUUGAGUUUGAUCGGACAACAUAUAAUAUGUUUAGGGAGAAAAGUGAUAAUUAUUUUGUUUUCCAUGAUGCAUUUUUACCUCCGGAAUUCUGGCAUAGACAGAUAGAUGAACCACAGUUCAAAGAUACAGUUUUGGAUCAUCAUAGAUACGAAGUGUUCCAUACUACACAGUUAAAGGAAACAGUAGAUGGUCACAUCACUUCAAUCAGACUAAUCACUGAGAAGUUUUUGAAUGUUCCAAGAGUUCAGGUUGUCGGCGAGUGGUCAGCCGCAAUGACCGAUUGUGCCAAAUGGUUAAAUGGUGUUGGGCGAGGUGCUAGGUUAGAUAAUACCUUUGAGGGGAACGGCGUUAUUGGUCAGUGUAGAUUUAGUAAUGACUACAGCAAGAUGACAGAGCAAGACAAAAUUGAUACACGAAGAAUAGUCGAAGCUCAGCUAGAUAUUUUCAAUCAGACGAAUGGGUUUUUCUUCUGGACAUGGAAAACGGAAAAUGCCAUUGAAUGGAGCAUGUCGUCGCUAGCAGAACAUGGUCUUUUCCCUGUGCCUUUGACAGACAGAAAAUAUCCAAGGGUGGUUUAAAGAAUCCUGUACACUACUAAGGUAAGAAAAAAAAUCCUAUAAUGUUUCUUUUCCCUUCCCAUUGCUUUUUAUUAAUAAAGAUAUAUGUAAGCCUUUCUACUAUCAAACUCUAAAUUAUGGGUUGAACUUAGUGUUAGCGAAAUAAGGCACAGCGUGAACUCUAGUAUGGGCAAACCAAGUGGAAUCAGCAGCUAUUGCCCUAGAGACAAACAAAUCAGCAGUCUUUGAUCCCAAGUAACGCUACGGGACACGCUGAGAGUCC